Molecule: messenger RNA, 2251 nt
Organism: Amyelois transitella
Lineage: Eukaryota; Metazoa; Arthropoda; Insecta; Lepidoptera; Pyralidae
Product: zinc finger protein 579
Exons: 2
Coding region: 395-2248 (617 amino acids)
Source: RefSeq, a predicted model, not a curated record
GCUUGAACGUUUUUAUUAUUAUUAAUAUAUAUUUAUAUUUCGUUUUAAUUUACAAGUUUUCCAUGGUUCAUAAUUUUAAUAUUUUUAUACCAUUUUAUACAAUAAAGUGUUUAUAGAUAGGCGUAAUUACAACAAACGAACAUUCUUUAAAGAAACAAUAAGGCGAGUUUUAAAUUUCGAAAAAUAACGGGCACAUUAAGUUUUGACAGCAAGUUUCGGUCGAGUUUGACAGUUCGCGGUUUCGAAUUUUAAAAUUGACGUUUGAAUUUCAACAUGGCGGUCUGUGUGUUUGUCAGCGUGUCUGCCGGGUUCGUCGACCUCGCCGGAUCCUCGCACUAGGAUGAUAAACUUCCAAAACAUUUGACGUCUGCUUUAUCCAUGCGGCGGUGACGCGAUGUCGGUGGCGCCGGCGGUCAAGCGCGAGCUCGACCUGGACAGCGGCGGCGGCAGCCCCGGGCGCAAGCGGCGGAAGCAGGCCGCGCCCUCCCGCGCCCCGCAACCCCUGCCGCCCCCGCCCCUCGAUCUCCACGCCAAGAUGGCUGACAUCUACAAGAGCGCGCUCGCGUUCGGGGAACUCACCCUGCCAACCUUCGAUCCCCUCGCCGCCUUCAGGCUCCUACCCCGCCACGAACCCCCGCGAAUCUUCAACCCCGAGGCCUACUGCGACCUCUGCUGCAAAGAGUUCUGCAACAAAUACUUCCUCAAAACACAUCGCGCGAACAAACACGGCAUCUACGACGGCGGCGAACCACAACCGGCCCCACCGCCGCCCGCGCAGCCCUCCCCCCCGAGAAGAGCAUCCGAUGAAGAGUCCGGGGGGACGCCGCGUCGUCUCUCACCAGACUCGGCGAGACGAGCACGGGAGGCGGGAUUCCAACCGGAUGCGUUACGGAGACUCGGCGUCGUGAACCCUGAAGCGUUCUGCGAGAUUUGUUGCAAGGAGUAUUGUAAUAAAUAUUUUCUACGCACGCACCGGGAGCGGCGGCACGGCGUCCCGGCACACCGCUCGCCCGCUGCGGAGCUGUCUCCUAGCGCCGUCACACCGCCCAUGACGCUCGCCACGCCUAUCACCACGCCGAUGACUACACCUCUCACCACACCGCCCGCAUUACCAGCUCCGCCGCCCGAUACUCCUCCGCGGUCACAUUCGUUACCUCCCCCUUUCGACUCUGAGGAGAUGGCUGAAGUAAAACGAGAAUGCGAAGAAGACUUCGAGGCGGCGCUGCGAGACGGACAGACGAGUCCGUUGAACUUAAUAGUGGAGGAGCGGGGAGUCGCGUCACCGGGCUCGGCCAGCGAGGAGCUGCGGAAACUGCAAACGAUGAUCUCGCAGCUCAACGAGCUCGCAGCGGAGCGCCUCGUCGACGAGCCCAUGGACGCCGGCCCGCGGCCUCCUAGCUCCUCUCCUCCACCGCCUGAUGAACGUCGCGCCUCCUCAUCGUCCGGUUCCAGCUUUUGCGAGAUCUGCAAUAAGGAGUUGUGCAACAAAUACUUCAUGCGAACGCACAUGCAACGCAUGCACGGGAUCUCGCUGGAGAGCGGCACGCAGCUGGGCGGAGUCACCUGCGACAUCUGUCACAAGGAGCUCUGUAGCAAAUACUUCUUGCGCGUGCACAAACAUAACACUCACGGCAUCCCCGCGCCCCCGGCGCCGGCGAACGCCGCGCCCGCCGAGCCGUGUCCGCUGUGCGCGCGGCGGUUUCGAGGGCCGCGGGCUCUGCGCGCGCACCUGCUCGCCGAGCACGCGCCGCCAGCCCGACCUCCUCCCCCUCCCCCGCGGCCGCUCGACCUGCUCGCCAGGGACAAGCCAUACGCGUGUUCCUACUGUCCAUUCACGACGGAUGUCCUCGCAUUCCUAUUCGCACACGAACGCGCGCACGCCCAGCAGCAAGCCAACGAGCCGAUAGAGAAUAAUACCGAAGCCAGUGUCGGCGAGCAGGAGGGCGGCGAGGGCGCGAGCGAGGCCGGCGACGUGGGCGAGGCGGAGGACGCGCAGUACUCGUGCUCGCGGUGCGAGUUCCGCGCGGAGGGGUUCGCGGCGCUGGAGGCGCACCUGCGCGCGGCGCACGGCGGCGCGGGCGCGCUGCUGGCGGUGCCGCGCGCCCCGCAGGCGCCGCUCACGAUGCAGCCGUUCGUGGUGGAGGAGGCGGGCGGCGCGCUGAGCCUGGUGCCGGCGCUGGUGUUCCUGCCGGUGCGGCGCCGCGCCACGCGCCGCGCCACGGUGACGCUGACGCUGACGCCGGCCUAGCCG